GCAAUGUGAACCGAUCCGUAUGGCAUUUGACAUUCACUUCAGCAGUUUUCGAAAUGUCACAGACGCCGCAUCAUUCAUUCCGAGAAAACAUACAGCGUUGUGAACACGAAGUCAACAAAUUGAAACUCUUACAUUUUAUCUUACAAUUUAAACUGGAAAUUUACAUUGCAAUUUAAUUUAUCUACGAUUUUGCUGGUAUUUCAUUUCGUAUUAUUUUCGAUUUACGUGCGUUUUGUAUCGAUUUGAUCCGGAGUUCACAUUGAAUUCAAGUCGCCAAAGUUAGGACAAUGGCGAAUCGUUUCAAGCCAUCAAUACCAGCGGAGGGAGAGACGAAAGAUGAAAUUACGACGAUCAAAUGUGCGCUAAAGACAAUCAUUCGCCCACAAUACCAGCAAGCAUUGAUGAGCAAAAUAACGGAUCUGAGUUUGCAAGCCACUUCCAUUUGUGUUUUGGGCUCAUUGCUGUUCUUGUUUGAGGUGCAAAAGGCAUUCGAAUAUAGGCGUCGAGAACAAUAAUUUCGCAUUGUUUGGUGGAAGUGGAGAAGAUAAGAUCAAACUCUGCUUUGAACAAGUGCUAUGGCACAACAAUCAGCCACCAAAACCGAAGUCAAGGUAUAAACCAAGCGGAACAAAGCCACGAGGACCACGAGCAGAGCUGCCACGUAUCGAUCCUGAAUUCAAGGCAAUUGUCGAAGGUCUUGACGACUAUCAUCGUAUCGAUUGGCCCAACAACAAAGAUUUCUGUAAUGGCCUUAAGCAUUUGACCAAUCAGUACACAGAUAACGUCGUCACCAAUCUUGAAACGCAUGCUAACAAACACAUCACCCAGUACUUGAAACUGAAGGUUUUCCAAUGGAACUCAGACGUAGGAGAUGAUGCAGAGAAAUUUUUGCCAAGUGACAUCGCAAGUGUUGUGAAUCUGAUCAUCAAACAAAAAGACAUCAAAGUGCCAAGUCGCGAUCCAAACAAACUCGAACGGUGUAGCGUGUUGUAUGACAUGGUGAACGACCUGAAUGUGUUCCCAGAUAUCGAUCUGCAUGACCUUACAACUGACCCAAAACAUUGGUAUAAGGCCAUGCCAAUGUACCUAUCCAUGCAGCGCGAGAUAGAAGAGUACAAUUCGGAGUGGCCACAUCAGCGCCGACCCAAACGCAAGAAGAGAAAGCGAAAAAAGACAAAAGGAAAAUGGAAACGCAAGCGCAGCCAAAUGCUCGACAACCCAGAUUUUCGGCCAUUCAUCCGAAAUUUAGUAGUGGUGCCGAUGUGUGAUUUCCGGCGUACGCACUUCAGAAUCGAUUGUUCAUCCAUGCACCAGGUGUUGUCUUCGCAAAAAUUGCUACCGAAAGUGGAAAUCGAGAAUAAAAAAGGAACAACAAGCACGAUAACGAUUCAACAAAAGGAUUUCAAUCGGGACAGAGAUUAUUGGUGGAAUCAGUAUUUUUACAUGCGAAAAAUUCGACGAUUCGUGCGUGCCAAAAAGCAGUUUGACUAUUCCAUAAACACCGAUGGAAUCUCUGUGUCUCUCCAGUACUCGGCCAAAAAGAAGACAGCCAACAAAGAAAUCGACCAAAAAUCUCGCAUCAUUCAGAAGAUUGAGGAUGGCACAAUCAAAAAUUUUUCGGGCGUUGAUACAGGUGUGCGAAGUUGGAAUACCACAACAACACACGACAUUGAAACUGGCAAAGAAACCAACUUUGUAAUGUCGAGCAAGCAAUUCCACUGGCAAACAGGUCAAAAGGUGCGAAAUGCCAAAGCAAAGCGAUGGACCAAAAAUUUCGUCGAAAUGGAGCGCGCAGACAGAGAAAAUCGUGAUCUGUAUCCAGUGAUGCCGUCGCCAAAAGGGUCAAUGUGGCUGAACUACAUCAAACACCGAGUCAAGAUGAUGAAGCAUGGAAUCUGCGCUUACUCGACUGCCAAAUACACUCGACUCGCCUUGGACAAACACAUCAAGAGCAGUAGUGUUGUCGACGAAUGGGUGAAUAAGGUGACCGAUAAGAAACCGACUCUGUUCUUUUUUGGUGCUGAUGGCGAAAUACCACCUGAUAGCCCAAUAAGUAUCAAGAAGCACGUGCGCUGCCCAGGGGUGCGUAAGACUAUGAGGUCAAUAAAGAAGCGCCGAGAUUGUUUCAUACAAUUCGUGGACGAAUGGGGAACAUCUCAAACCGACGCAAGAUGUAUGAAUCGAUUCCAAAACCAGAACAAAGCGGCCAGAUUCAAGAAAUGCCGAUGCGUACCCGACGCCAGAACAUUGCUGCCAACGAAAAUUGUGUCAAAGUUGGGCAAAACGGAUCUAUCGAUCUACCGACAGUUGCAACGCGCCAUGAACGAAGAAGCAUUGGUAGGAGACGAGCGUUUAUUCCCAAAAGUAAAAUGUUACUACAAAAACUGGCGAUUAAACCUCGAAUGCUCUGUGAUUUGGCAUCGUGACGUCGUGGCUGCUAAGAACAUUCUACUGAAAGGACUAUGGACAUUACUGGGACUUCCGAUACCAGAGGCGAUCAAUAGGUAUUGGCGCGAAGCUGCUGAAGCAGCCGCUGCUGUUGCCGCUGCUGCUGCCGCUAGAGCAACCGCUGAAGCAGCCGCUGCUGCUGCCGCCAUCGUGGAUAAUGAUGUAGAAAUGUUCGAGUACGACCAGCAGCCAGCUGAUCAUGCUGUCUAAUCAGCACAUUGCAAACAAAAAAAAAAACAAAUGUAACAUUAGUUAUUAAAGGCUAUCCCGAUCAUGUGGGAUAGUUGCGUUGAAGCAAGUUGACUCCCCAUCUGGUUGAUGUUAACUGCGCAGGAGUACUCUAGUGGGUCGUUUAGAUUAGCUGAACACCCUAGUGUACAAUCGAUUCUUUGUUCCUCUGAAAAAUAGGGCGGAAACCGUUUUAUUAUUUUAUUCAAAUGAAAGCUUAUCGCUGUUAGAUCCGCACGAAUUUGUGUUUAUACUUGGAGAAGAUUUGAAAAAAAAAACAUCCAUAAAAUGUAUGGAAUAGUUUCAGUGUGUUGAAAACUGUUUCUGUUCCGUUUUCUUGUAAAUGAUGGGGCAUUGUCGAUCUAUUCUGAAUGAUCAUUUUCCUGAGGUGUUCUUUCCAAACAAUUUCAAUAAAAACCCGAAGACAAGCAAAACUAGUAGGAAAAGGAUCAGGAAAAAUGAGUUUAACGCGACUUAGCAUGCAUUACAUGGUUAACCAGAACUGAUCUAUAUCUUUUGCUUGUAAUAACAGAUUUAAAACGUCAUAAUUAAAUACAUUACUUAGAUAAAAUUGAAGGCAUAAGUCAGGAGACCAUAUGGCAAUAGCGAAAUAGUAAUAGCUAAAUAUAAUUUAUAAUUUCGGGAUGGACGAUUUUUGAUCACACUCGUGAAAUUGGCCCGUUCGCUGUUUAUUUUAGUUUGCACACAGGCACAGAAAGUGUGCAUUAUGAGUGUAAUAUUUAAAUAGAAAUCGAAAUGAACCAUAGGCGAAACACUUCUAUAACUAAUUGUCAUUGAUAUCGCUUAUCGGUUGAAAGGAAAAGUCAAUUGCGUUACCGCAAUGCCAGUGCAUUAUACAAUCUAUAAAAAAGUAAGCAUUUAUGGUGAAUAAAAUCUACGCCAAAUAAACAUU
This is a messenger RNA of Sitodiplosis mosellana (orange wheat blossom midge), 3589 nucleotides long. RefSeq lists its product as uncharacterized. The record is from RefSeq and is a predicted model, not a curated record. Lineage: Eukaryota; Metazoa; Arthropoda; Insecta; Diptera; Cecidomyiidae. The coding region runs from base 997 to 2658 and encodes 553 amino acids. The transcript is spliced from 5 exons.